This is a messenger RNA of Solenopsis invicta (red fire ant), 2231 nucleotides long. It is a transcript of the gene Yeti, whose product is annotated as craniofacial development protein 1. NCBI's taxonomy places the organism in Eukaryota, Metazoa, Arthropoda, Insecta, Hymenoptera, Formicidae. The record is from RefSeq and is a predicted model, not a curated record. The transcript is spliced from 3 exons. Bases 410 to 1276 code for a protein of 288 amino acids.
GAACGUAGUCUGGGUCGAGUCGAGUCGAACGUGUCGCAAGGUACUGUGGCCCUUUCUUCUUCGGUUGUCCCUCACGUAUUUUUCGGCCAGCCGGUGCUCCACGCCCGUGUGUGUACGUGCGAGAUCGAUUUAGGUCCGCGCUGACGACGAUUCAUGAAAGCGGCGACGAAAACGCCGGAUCCGCCGCCGCGUCUCGAUGUAACGACAUUUCCGGAAGGGAAACCGACGUUCGCUCGCGAAAUUUUUGGCAUUGACGGCACGCCGUUCGAAAGAACGUGAGUCACGAAAUCGUAUUAGAUAUCGCUUUUAGUUCCAUCGAGAAUUGACUUUGUUCCUUCGGAGAGGUUAAGUUUCGUGACGUUAUUAGUGUAAGAAGAAGCGCGGUAUUUUCAGUACUAAAUUGUUAAACAUGUCAGAAGAACAUCAGUUGCCUUCUGAUUCAGAUGAAGAUGACGAAGAUUAUGUUCCUGAUGGCGCCGACAGUGAUCCGGUGUCCGAAGUAGAAUCUGAAGGUGAUGUUGAGAGUAGUCCAGAGGACGAAAAUGAUGAAAACAAGAGAGAAACUGGACAGAAGAAAGGUGGAAAGAGAUCUAAGAGUCGAAAGAGUAAAAAGGCAAAGCGUAGGAGAACCUUAGAAAAGUCCAAAGUAUCGGAAGAAGAAAGUAAAGAGGAAGAAGAAUGUAAAGAGAAAAAAGAACUCACUGAGGAAGAGGAGAAAAAGAGAGCAGAUUCUCUUUGGGCUGAUUUCAUGAAGGAUACAGCUGUUAUACCGAAAUCAAAGCCACAGAAUUCAAUUAAUAGAUCAAAAGAAAGAUCGCCACCAAUUCAAAAGCCAAAAGUCCAAGAAAAGGUUAAGAUAACUAAAGUUUUUGAAUUUGCUGGUGAAGAAGUAAAAAUCGAGAAGGAAGUAGCGAUUGAUUCCGCCGAGGCCAGAUUGUCACUUUCUACAGCCGAAAAUUCUGCCGCGAAACCAUCGGAAUCCGCAUCUCCUGCGACCAGAGAACGUGGGCGAGGCGGCAUUCGACGUGUCGGAUUAGGCGGUAUCUCUUCGGUUCUGGGACAAAUCGGAAAAAAAGCCAAAAUUAGCACGUUAGAAAAAUCUAAACUAGACUGGGACAACUUUAAGAAACAAGAAAAUAUUGAAGAAGAGAUUAAUACUCAUAACAAAGGCAAAGAUGGAUAUUUGGAACGGCAAGAUUUUCUACAGAGAGCGGAUCUACGACAAUUUGAAAUCGAGAAACAGUUGCGAAAUUCUAGCAGGCGUAGUACACGGUGAAUUCACAUUUCUUGUCUUUUAAAUAUCUCUCUUCCUUCGGGAUGGGAAACGCCGAAAUAAUAAUGUCAUGGUAGAAGAUAUUUACUCGCCGACUUGCCAAACUCGAGCGCUUGUUGCACAUUUAGCCUAAUUCGUUCGAGUUUUGCGCUACAUUUUGAGUAAUACGUAAAGAAAACGUUGCCUCGCGUUUAACUUGACAACGUGCUACUGCUAGCGAUCGGUGGUUUCUUUAAGAAGAGACCGAUUAUUCCAGUGUUUUGAGACUCAUUUUCUCAUGCGUAAUAUAAUAGCUUAAUUUACUCUCAGCGAGCCUUUGUCUCGGCCUGACGACCGCACAGAACUUCGCAUCGAAGCAGAUUGUUCGAAGCUUUUGACGCUUCUUGGAAAGAUUGUGCUCAUGUAGAACAUGUCCACAAAAUAUUUUUUUAUUUCAUUUCAAUGGAAACACGAUACAUUUGCAUGUGUAGUAUGACUAUAUACGACAUUCUGAUAACAAUGAUUAGUCGGAAGUGAAUACGAAGGAAUAUGUGUUUUAGGUAAUAUAACAUAAUGACAUUGAUUGACCUCAUUCAUGACCACUGCCUCUGGCAAUGUAGGUGGAAUAUUAUAUUUAUAAAUGGACCUCGUAAUAGAUAAUAGAUCAUUAUGUUGAAGCAGUUGUGGCGAAUUUUGUAUAUCAUCUUCUGAAAUUGUUACAUAGAAAGAUAGUACAACAUAAAACAUAGACAUUGUUACUUUCGUGUAAUGUAUAUUAGACAGCAAUAUCAACACAACAUAUACAUAUACAUAAAUGUACUCUAUAUCCAAAUGAUAAUCCUCGAUUCAGCUCAGGUUACAAUAUCCUCGAUAUACCGAAUUUGAGAUACAUUUUAGUGUAAUUCCACACACAAGGACUGCUUUACAUUUGUGAAUUCUUUAACAAUAUUACCGAAUAAAUUGUCAAAAACAGAUGGAA